AUGGUACACCUCAGGAUAGCAAGAUGGUUACAUUUCCUGCUAACAUUGGCUGUACUGGCUAAUUCCGGGGCCAAGAGAACUGAUGCGCAAGCAAGAAGUAAUCAAAGCACCGAGAAGCCAGCCGAUCAUGGGGGACGCGAUUUAGAGCAGCGUUCCGGCAACAACGUCAAAGAAAACGCAAGCAGAAUAGAAGGAAAAUCUGGUGGCGAAACUCAAAACAAAUAUAUCGCUAGCGCGAAGGAGGACACUGGCAAUGCUGGAAUGAACAUAAUGCAGAGGGAGGCGCCGCUGAUCAAGGACGUCGAAGCAAAGAUCGACGAAGGGAAAGAGAUGGAGCGCAACCUGACGGCCAUCCGCGAGGCCUUGCUCCGGGAGAUAUCUGGAGUCGACGGAACAGGAGGAGCGUCGCCCCUAAGACGCAUCCAGAUGAAAAAGCGCCUCCGAGAGCUUGAGCAGCGCAUCGCCGACUUGCACUCAAAGAAUGAGGAAGCUCAGCAGAGGUUCCGCGGUUUCGUCAGCGCGAUCGAUUCCGGAGAAAUACAAGACGAAGUGCAGGCGCGCUCCGCACUGGGCAGAAUCUACGACUUCUGCAACACUGCGGUCGGGGGCGCCGUCAGAGCCUGCAGAGUGGUGUUUGCGGGCGUCAGGCGCUUCUUCUACGACAAGGUUCUGGGAGGCAUCGCGAACGUGUUCCACAACCUCCUCGGCUCCAGGUGGCAGUCACUGAAGGCGGGCGUCAACCUGCUCGCCGGCAUCUAGCUGUAUUCUAGCAAUAAAGAAU
Messenger RNA from Rhipicephalus sanguineus (brown dog tick), 781 nucleotides. RefSeq lists its product as uncharacterized. Bases 1 to 759 code for a protein of 252 amino acids. The transcript is spliced from 4 exons. The record is from RefSeq and is a predicted model, not a curated record. Lineage: Eukaryota; Metazoa; Arthropoda; Arachnida; Ixodida; Ixodidae.